CAAAAAAAAAAAAAAAACAUGUAAAGAGACUUCAGGAUAACGCGUUGCUUGUUUGAUUUGUUCAUUAGUGUAGGGCAGGCGACACGUUUACCAUUUACGGACAUGUAUGUGCAUUUAUCUACUCAAUACAUGUGUUUUCGCGAGACAUCCGGGAUUUGUUUUCUUUUUCGCGCUCAAUGUUUUAAAUCGCUGUUCACAACUACUGUGGCAAAAGAUGACAUCAGAAUGAAUCGUAAAUGUUGUUAAUUUUUACCAACGACUACAAACAUACAUCAGUCAAUGGCACGGAAUGUUUCACCGCAAGCUAGAGUUUGCUUUGGAUUCGUACCACGCGCCAAGAAUAACAUUGUCUUCUUGAGGUCAUACUGAAGGACUGAGUGUUUUCACAAACCAGUUUAGCUGCAGUGUAUCAGAGGAGUGAGGAAAGGACACUCUAAAAUGUUUUCAUCAAAGAAACUCAGGAAACGAUCAGGCUUACAUGGUUCUGUGAAGAGUGACCAUUCAAAUGGUGACAUGCUGAAAUUCAUUAAGAGAACAAUAGUGAAAAGAAAAAGAUCAGACUCAAAUGUGUGCAGCUCUGCGUCUGUGAAGAGUGACCAGUCAAAAGAUUUCGAAAUAAACUUCGGUGUGGAAAAACCAUCAUCUACCAAAAGGGUUAAAUAUGAGACUCACGGGAACCACAAGAAUUUCAAAGACAGUCUCUCAGUGAUCUUCCAGGAUCUUGAGAGCAAAAUUAUAACAUUUCUGAAGAAGGAGCUGGAAAAGUUCAAGAAAAUAUUACAAAACGAGAACACGCAAUACUUGAUGAAAGACUUAAAUCAAAGUAGAUGCGGUAUCAAAGAAGCAGCUCUUGAUCUCGUUCUACACUACCUGAGAGAGAUGAAGCAAGAUGAAGCUGCUGAUAAUCUAGAAAAUAUGCUUGUCUUCGGUCAUCAGCUAAAAUGUGGCUUAAGGAGGAAGUAUCAAUUUGUUUUUGAAGGAAUUGCAAAGCAAGGUGAUUCUACACUUUUGAAUAACAUCUACACAGAUCUCUAUAUCACUCAGGGUGGCAGUGAACAGGUCAAUUCUGAACAUGAGGUAAGACAGAUUGAAGUUGCUUCCCGACGUUCUGAAUCACAAGAAGUACUGGUUGAAUGCAAAAAUCUGUUUGAAGUACCUGAACAAGACAAGGAGAUCAGAACUGUUCUGACAAAAGGAGUUGCUGGCAUCGGGAAAUCCGUCUCUGUGCAAAAGUUUGUUCUGGAUUGGGCUGAAGGAAAAGAAAAUCAAGAUAUCAACUUCAUAUUUCCUCUUCCAUUCAGAGAGUUGAACUUAAAGGAGAAAGAAAAACCAAGUUUGAUGGACCUUAUAACUCAGUUUUUCCCAGAAACAAAAGGACUGAAUUCCUUUACAAAAAGGAAUAAUUUCAAAGUCCUGUUCAUCCUUGAUGGAUUGGAUGAAUGUCGCCUUCCUCUGAGGUUUGAAAGUAAUGAGAUGUGGCGUGACGUAUCCUCACCAACCUCUCUGGAUGUUCUCCUGACGAACCUCAUCAAGGGAAAUCUGCUUCCUUCUGCUCUCAUCUGGAUCACCACCAGACCAGCCGCUGCCAGUAAGAUUCCUCCUGAAUGUAUCGACCGGGUGACGGAGAUACGAGGAUUCAAUGAUGCACAAAAGGAAGAGUACUUCAGAAAAAGAUUCACAGAUGAGAAAAUGGCCAAUGAAAUCAUUGACAACGUCAAACAAUCAAAGAGUCUCUUUAUCAUGUGCCACAUCCCAGUCUUCUGCUGGAUUUCAGCCACAGUUCUCCAGAACAUUUUGGAAGAAAAAAGAAAUAAUGAUCUGAGAAGCAAUCAGGCCCUGGAAGCCUCUAAAACACAGCAGGAAUCAAAAACUGAAGACACUCCCAAGACUCUGACACAAAUGUACACACACUUUCUCCGCUUUCAGAUCCAGCAGAGCAAACGAAAGUAUGGAGAAGACACACCAGAUGUUUCUUGGGAUAAAGACACCAUCCUUUCACUGGGGAAACUGGCAUUUCAUCACCUGGAAAGAAACAACCUGCUCUUCUAUGAAUCAGACCUGGAAUCCUGUGGUAUUGACGUCUUUAAAGCAUCAGUGUAUUCAGGCAUGUGUACCCAGAUCUUCAAGGAGGAAAGAGGGAUCGUUCUUGGUACCAUGUACUGCUUUGUUCACUUGAGCAUUCAAGAGUUUUUUGCUGCCUUUUAUGCUCAUCUGUUUCUACACAUCAACAAGAAAAGUGUGUUUGAUCAAGAGUCUACAGAACUGGAAAACAACAAUGAAGCCAUGAUUGAUUUGCUCAAGACUGCAGUGGACAAGGCGCUCGAGAGUGAAACUGGACACCUGGACCUUUUCCUUCGCUUCCUCCUCGGUCUGUCACUCCCGUCCAAUCAGCUGCUUUUACGAGGACUGUUGAUACAGCAAGAAUUCAAUGACCAGUGCAGCAAAGAAAUAGUUCAGUACAUCAAGCAGAAAUUAGAUGAUAAUCUGUCUCCAGAGAGAUCCAUCAAUCUGUUCUACUGUCUGAAUGAACUGAAUGAUCAAACUCUGGUGAAAGACAUUCAAAGCCACCUUAGCAAAGGAAGUCUCUCAUCUGCUGAUCUUUCACCUGCCCAGUGGUCUGCUUUGGUCUUUGUGUUACUGACAUCAGAGGAAGAGCUGGGGGAGUUUGAACUUCAGAAAUUAAAGAAAUCAGACGAGUGUCUUAUUAGACUGUUGGCAGUAAUCAAAAACUCUAAAAGAGCUCUGCUAAAUGAUUGCGACUUAACAGAGAGAAGCUGUUCAGCUCUGGCUACAGUUCUUGAAUCAGACACCAGUCUGAAAGAGCUGAACAUGAACAACAAUAAUCUACAGGACUCAGGAGUGAAGCUGCUUUGCACUGGAUUGGAGAAUAUAAAAUGUACAUUGGAGAUUAUUAGACUCUCAAAGUGCAGUAUCACAGAAGAAGGUUAUAAAGCUCUGGCUUCAGCUCUGAGAUCAAACCCUUCACAUCUGAUAGAGCUGGAUCUCACAGGAAAUGAUCCUGGAGAAUCAGGAAUGCAGGAGCUCAGUGAUUUACUACUGGAUCCAAACUGUCAACUGAAGACACUGAGGUUUUUGGGUGCUGCUGCAGAUGAAGCCUGUCAGUAUGUGAAUAGUGUUCUUGGUAAAAACCCAUUACUCCUGAGAGAGCUAAAUCUGAGUGGACGUGAACUAGGAGAGACACGAGUGAAUCAGAUUGCUGCUCUACUGCAGGAUGAACACUGUAAACUCAACACAAUUCAUCUGUUUGGAUGCAGUAUUACAGAGAAACAGUGUCUCAUCCUGACUUCAGCUCUGAAAUCAAACCCAUCACACCUGAGAGAGCUGGACCUCAGUGUGAAUCGGAUAAAAAACACUGGAGUGAAGCACUUAUGUGACAUGCUGAAGGAUUCUCACUGUAAACUGGAGAGAUUGAGGUUAAGAAGUUGCUAUAUGUCAGAUGAAGGUUGUUCUGCUGUGACUUCAGCCCUGAAUUCAAACCCAUCACACCUGAGAGAGCUGGAGCUGAGCUGGAAUAAACUAGGAGACUCUGGAAUGGAAAACCUCAGUCAUCUCCUGAUAAACCCACAAUGCAAGCUUAAGAAACUAUAUCUGUUUAAUUGCAGUAUUACAGAGGAACAGUGUCUCAUCCUGACUUCAGCUCUGAAAUCAAACCCAUCACACCUGAGAGAGCUGGACCUCAGUGAGAAUCAAAUGAGAAAUAGAGAAGUUAAUUACUUAUGUGAUGCGUUGAAGGACUCAGACUGUAAACUGGAGAGAUUGGGUUUAAGGUACUGUGAUAUGACAGAUGAAGGUUGUGCUGCUGUGACCUCGGCUCUGAAAUCAAACCCAUCACACCUGAUAGAGGUGGACCUGAGUUUGAAUGAAUUAGGUGACUGUGGAUUUGAAAACCUUGGUGAUCUUCUGAUGAAUCCACAAUGCAAGCUGGAAAAACUACAUCUGCUUGGUUGCGGGUUUACAGAAGAACAGUGUCUCAUCCUGACUUCAGCUCUGAAAUCAAACCCAUCACAUCUGAGAGAGCUGGACCUCAGUUUUAAUCGAAUAGAAAACACUGGAGUGAAGCACUUAUGUGGCGUGCUGAAUGAUACACACUGUAGACUGGAGAGAUUGUGGUUGAGAUGCUGUGCAAUGACAGAUGAAGGUUGUUCUGCUGUGACUUCAGCCCUGAAAUCAAACCCAUCACACCUGAUAGAGCUGGACCUGAGUAUUAAUGAAAUGGGAGGCUCUGGAGUUAAAAACAUCAGUGAUCUUCUAAUGAACCCACAAUGCAAACUGGAAAAACUACAUCUGUGUGGAUGCAGUAUUACAGAGAAACAGUGUCUCAUCCUGACUUCAGCUCUGAAAUCGAACCCAUCACACCUGGGAAUGCUGGACUUCAGUAUGAAUAAUAUACAAAACAAAGGAGUGAAGCACUUAUGUGACGUGCUGAAAGAUUUAAACUGUACACUGGAAAGUCUAAGUCUAAAUGACUGUGGCAUUACAGAUGUUUCUAUUCUAACUCAGUCUUUGACUAAAACAAAAGCACUGCAGUUUUUGAAAGAGCUUGAUCUGAGAAACAAUAGAAUUGACUACUCAGAGGACACGCUCAUUGACACGCUACAAGACUCAAACUGUCACCUGAGACUAGAGAAAGAUUGUUGGUUUCCCAGGUUUUAUGAAAGAGAGACCAGUAAUCAUCAGGAGGAACACAGAAAGUAGAAGGGCUUGGUCUCUGCUCAAAUGGGUCCUACCAGCUGAAAUAUGGCUCUUCGGUAUAUGAAAUUGGGACUAAACUCAACCAUUACGUACUAUAAAAUGUUGCUAAUCUUAAAUCUGAUUCUUACAUUUUUUACAUUAUAUCUAUCUUGCGCUUUAUAUACAGAAAAGAUUUGUAUUUGUAAGUAAUUAGGGUCAGGUUUAAGGAUAAAACAGAUAGUUCCGGUCCUUGAUUCUGAUUGGUUGAAUCGCGUUUGAAGCCAAUGUAAAUUACUCAACAAACAUACACUCGUGACCGCUUUACAUUAGUAUUACUGCGCAACUGCAGUUUGUGAUUCUUUGUUGCUGCAUGUGUUACUUGGCGACCUCUUUGAAACUACAUUGCUUGGUGGAGGAAUAUGUUAUAAUGUUAUAAUUAUUAUU
Messenger RNA from Pimephales promelas (fathead minnow), 5136 nucleotides. The record is from RefSeq and is a predicted model, not a curated record. Lineage: Eukaryota; Metazoa; Chordata; Actinopteri; Cypriniformes; Leuciscidae.